AUGGAGCCUGGCCAGAGCGGUACUGAGCAGACCUCUCCACGCGGGAAUGAUUGGGAAGUCGUGCAACUGACUGCAUCAGCAUACGCUGCCGCGCCUGCUCCGAAGAGACCUGAACCUUCCGAGGAAGCCGAAGCUAAGAAAUAUGGCGCAAAAGGGGAUGAUUUAGCCACUGGGCUACUCAUGUCUGGCCACUUCUCGGUGGCUCAGAGUGAAGUUGAGAGCCUCCUUGUAGGCGCUGAAAGCAAAGAACCUCCCAAGGAGCUUUGCAACCCAGAUGCAGUUUCCAACGAGGGCGAUGGUGAGAAAUACCAAGGAACCCGCAAGCAUAAGCUGGAGGAUGACGUCCCCAGCAUUCCAUCCUUCGACAAAGGGAAGGAUGUUUCCUUGGGUGAUAUGGCAUUUGAUGAUGGCAAAGCAUUGAAAGGCAUGAGUUUGGUCGGGGAAGAACCGGUUGGGUUCUCGUCGUCUAUUUACAGCUCAAUUAAGGCUGAAAAUGAGUUAAGUUGGUCAGCUACAGAGAGUAGGAAUGAGAAGAAAACUGAGGAGCCUACUCUGCAUAACUUGAACCCCAUAACCGGUUCAUCAAAGGUUGUUUCAUCUGAUGAGCAGAGUGAACCUGCUGGUUCAGGCCCACGUGAAGCAUGGUGGAAGAAGCAGAUUUUGUCUCUGUACAAGACCGCGAAGGAAAGUCAUAAUUUCUGGCCUAUCGUCGCGACCGCUGCUGCUUUGGUGGGCCUGGCAUAUUUUGGGCGGCGCUGGCAAAAGGGAAAGCUGCAGUUUCAGCCAGUCAAAAUACCAUCUUCUAGCAACAAGGAGAAAAUCAAUGAUGCUGUUGGUCCAUUAAACCGUUUCAAGGACAUUCUUGUUGCUGGCAACCACCCAAGUCACGGUAUCCAUGGGCAUGCCCGUGCAAGCUGA
Miscanthus lutarioriparius is the source of this 918-nucleotide messenger RNA. The record is from the annotation of a GenBank genome assembly. Lineage: Eukaryota; Viridiplantae; Streptophyta; Magnoliopsida; Poales; Poaceae.